CAUAGAAUUUUGUCAUUGAAGAUGGAGCUUGUAUCUCAUGUAGAUGAUGUUGAAGUCCAAAAUCGUUCUCUCUUUGCGACAUCUAAGAAUCCGAUGACGCUCAAGUUCGAAGAUGUCGUGUACAAGAUCAAGACCAAAACCAAAUCCAACUCCAAAACCAAAGGCACACCGACCGAGCGCAAAAUCCUCAAAGGCAUCUCCGGCCUCGUCCUCCCCGGUGAAAUGCUCGCCAUGAUGGGCCCCUCCGGCAGCGGAAAGACCACCCUUCUCACCGCCCUCGGCGGCCGCCUCAGCAGCCACCUCACCGGCUCCAUCACCUACAACGGCCGCCCCUUCUCCAACUCGAUGAAGCGCAGCAUUGGCUUCGUCACCCAGGACGACGUACUCUACCCCCACCUCACUGUCACCGAGACCCUCGUCUACACCGCCCUCCUCCGCCUCCCCUAACACCCUCACCCGCCAAGAAAGACCGCGCAGGCCGAGGCCGUCAUAGCCGAGCUGGCCUCACUGUCUGCCGCAACAGCAUCAUCGGCGGUCCGUUGCUGCGAGGAA
Molecule: messenger RNA, 552 nt
Organism: Asparagus officinalis (garden asparagus)
Lineage: Eukaryota; Viridiplantae; Streptophyta; Magnoliopsida; Asparagales; Asparagaceae
Product: ABC transporter G family member 9-like
Exons: 2
Coding region: 22-447 (141 amino acids)
Molecular function (GO): ATP binding; ATP hydrolysis activity
Source: RefSeq, a predicted model, not a curated record